Geosmithia morbida is the source of this 1062-nucleotide messenger RNA. Its product is annotated as Phosphoglycerate dehydrogenase or related dehydrogenase. NCBI's taxonomy places the organism in Eukaryota, Fungi, Ascomycota, Sordariomycetes, Hypocreales, Bionectriaceae. Gene Ontology annotation, molecular function: hydroxypyruvate reductase [NAD(P)H] activity; NAD binding; glyoxylate reductase (NADPH) activity. Bases 1 to 1062 code for a protein of 353 amino acids. The transcript has a single exon. The record is from RefSeq and is a predicted model, not a curated record. Gene Ontology annotation, cellular component: cytosol.
AUGGCCAAACCCAUCGUCCUCCACCUCGGCGAGCCGAUCAAGUACAACCAUCAAGAAUACGCCACCUUCUCAGAACGCUUCACAGUAGUGCACAAUGACUGUUUGGAUCGUGAGUCAUUCAUCCAAGCACUCCAGGACAAGUGCUUCGGCGACUUCUCCGCCUUGUUCCGUCCACACUUCCAAACAGGCGGCGAAAUGGGCCAGUGGGACGACGAGCUCAUCUCCCUUCUCCCCAGUUCCGUGCGCAUCUUUGCCUCAGCCGGUGCCGGUUUCAACUGGGCUGACGUGGAGUCCCUGGGUCGCAGGGGGAUAUGGUACGCCAACGGGGCGGGAGCGAGCGACGAGGCCGUCUCUGACUCGGCGCUGUACAUGAUUCUCUCCGUGUUUCGCAACUUUACGCGCGGACAGUUGGCGGCGCGGACGUGCGAUCCCGAGGCUUUCACAGCAGCGCAUAAGCUCCUGGCCACUAUAUCCGCCAACCCGCGGGGACACGUGCUUGGUAUCGUCGGGCUGGGGUCCAUCAGCAGGAAACUGGCGCGGAAGGCUGGUCCCAACGGUCUGGGGAUGAAGAUCCAUUACUACGAUAUUGUUCGUGCACCAGUCGACGUCGAAGAGGCACUGCAGGCUACGUUUCAUCCUACGUUGCACGGCCUGCUCUCCGUUUCGGACUGCGUGAGUCUGCACAUCCCGCUGAACCCACACACGCGGGGACUCAUGGACGCUUCUGCAUUCGCUGCUAUGAAAAAUGGUGCCAGAUUGGUCAACACGGCUCGUGGUGAGGUGGUAGACGAGGAAGUCCUCAUUUCGGCCCUGCAGAGCGGUCGUCUUUCCGCCGCGGGACUGGAUGUUCACGCGAACGAGCCACAUAUCAACCCCAUUCUCGCAGCCAUGGAGAACGUCACGCUUACUCCACAUAUCGGUGGUGGUGCUCUUGACACGCGCAUCAACUUUGAGCUUUUUGCCAUGCGAAAUAUCGAGGCUGUAGUGGGGGAUGGUGGUGAACCUCUGACGCCUGUGAACCGCAGGGCCGUGGAGGAGGCGAACGUCGCUGCUACGAAGUGA